UGAAGAUCAUCGCAUCAUAAUCAUAACAAUAUCUAUCAUCCCCCUCUUUCUCACAAGCCACUCUGUGUCUAUUCUUCUCUUCUGUGUCUAUACCCGUGUUUGUUUAAUCACACUCCCCGUGCCAAACACACCUUUAAACCCUAAUUAUUAUUACUUGAUAAUUUACUAUCUGUUUCGAUUUAAGCCUCGUUUUCUUUACAGUGCUAUGCCCGCAGAUAUAACGUCUUCUACUCCGAUUCAUUCUCUCCCGAAAAAGUCGGCGACGGGAGACGUCUCCGUCGCCGCGGCCGUGCCGGAGGAGAGUUCCGAUGACAAUGCUGCUGGUGGUGGUUAUAGGAAGUCUGUUUGGAAAAGUGUAAACGGCGUCGUGGAGCCUGCUCCGGUUAUGGGAGGUGAUGCUUGGCCUACUAUUACUGAGUCCACUCGCGGCGGUUCGUCUAAAUUAGUUUCGAGUUCUUCGAAAAAUUUAUCUGAUGGCUCCGUUUCUGUUGUGCAGGAACAAGUAACAUUACACGCAUCCCCGAAACAAGCUACUGCUAAUGGACACCAUAAUUCUAAUCAUAAUCGCAAACAACCUCAUCGACAAAGGUCUAUGAAGAAAGGUGGCAGUGCGGGGUCUGGAUCAGGUCAGAGUGAUACCAUUCGCCCGCCUCCCCCGCCCCCACCGCCUCCAUUUCCAAUACCUUUUGGGAAUGUAUUACAUCCUAGGACGGAGAUGCCUAUUAGAGAUCCAGCUUCAUUUAAGGGCAAUAACCGGGAUGCAAGACCACUGGCAGGUGGAGGGUCUCAUUCACCAAGACAUCCUUCUAGACGGGGUAACUUUGGUUCACGACCUGCUGGAGAUGGAGGAUAUAACCAUAGUUAUGGAGCUCGACAUGACCACGAUCGCGAAAGAAAUGCUUCUAGAAAUUCUUCUGGAAGAGAAGUUCAUAUGCAUCAUAUGGUCCCCCCUCCACCACCACCACCACCUCCUCCUCGAGGUUUGGCAAGACCAGUGCUGCCAGGACCAAUCCCAUACAUUCCUCCCCCACUCGUGAGACCGUUUGGGGGUCCCAUGCCUUUUGAUAUGGUCCCUCCAUAUAUAUAUGGUCCACCAAUGUCACCUGACUCCUUUAGGACCGUACCACUCAUUCUACCACCACAUCCUCAUAUAUAUCUUCCUCUAAUUGAUCCACAUUUGCGGACUUUGUUACUCAAUCAGAUUGAUUAUUAUUUCAGUGAAGAUAAUUUGGUUAAAGAUGACUUCUUAAGGUCAAACAUGGAUGAUCAGGGAUGGGUAUCUAUUAGUUUAAUAGCAAGUUUUCCUCGAGUUUUGAAAUUGACAAGCGAUGUCCAGUUGAUUUUGGAUACUUUGGGAGCUUCAACUGUUGUGGAAGUGCAGGGAGACAAGAUUAGGAGGCGUGACAAUUGGAACAAGUGGAUUCCCUCAUUUCGUCAUAGUUUGCCAGACCUUGGUUUGCAAUCUCAAAGCGAGUCAACUGACAUCAUGCUGGCAACUUCCAUUCAGGAGGUCCAUUUGGACAAGGAGACUACUAACGGGAUCAAUAGUACUGACGCAAAAGUAGAGCACUCGGAGACAGAACCCAGUAGAGUUCCAUCAUCGGACUACACGAUUACUCAACUAGAACCCGGGAAAGGGGAAAAUUUAGCUGAAGCAUCCAUCCAGGGGUGUGCCUAAGCAAGAGCCAGCUACUGCAAUUCCCAUAGAUGGAUUUUUGAGAAUUAUGAUAAUAAUUCUGUAGAGCCAAGUUGGGUCCAAAGUUUAAAAUUGUUUGGAAGUUUCUAUUUUGCUCUGAUAAUUGUUACAUCUUACUCCUAUAUAGUAUACCUUCUGUAGAAAUUACUCCCUCUGUCCCAUUUAAUUGUAUACAUUUCUUUUCAACUGCU
This is a messenger RNA of Daucus carota subsp. sativus, 1887 nucleotides long. RefSeq names its product la-related protein 1B. Bases 206 to 1678 code for a protein of 490 amino acids. NCBI's taxonomy places the organism in Eukaryota, Viridiplantae, Streptophyta, Magnoliopsida, Apiales, Apiaceae. The record is from RefSeq and is a predicted model, not a curated record. Gene Ontology annotation, molecular function: RNA binding. The transcript has 6 exons.